Messenger RNA from Aspergillus bombycis, 333 nucleotides. RefSeq lists its product as uncharacterized. The coding region runs from base 1 to 333 and encodes 110 amino acids. The record is from RefSeq and is a predicted model, not a curated record. Lineage: Eukaryota; Fungi; Ascomycota; Eurotiomycetes; Eurotiales; Aspergillaceae. The transcript is spliced from 3 exons.
AUGCGUUUCACUCCUGCCUUCCUCAUGCUUGCGGCCGUCAUUGGUGGCAAUGCUGCAGAAGGCCCGAUUUCUAUUCAGGUUUGCAAUGGCAUCAACCACUACCCCGGAAGCUGCACUGAGCUUGACAUCUUCCUUCAACACCAAUGCUACAAUUUGAACGGCACUCCCGUUGUGGGCAAUGUCCGGUCGGUUUCAAUCCCUGCUGGAUACCGCUGCCGCUUCUGGGAAUCAUCCAGGUGCAAUGGCGGCGGUACGGGCGAUAUCCAGGCCCCGGGCAUUGACGUUAACGGUCAUCCCCAGGUGAAGUCUGUCAAGUGCUACCCGAAUAACUGA